Molecule: messenger RNA, 2097 nt
Organism: Coniosporium apollinis CBS 100218
Lineage: Eukaryota; Fungi; Ascomycota; Dothideomycetes
Exons: 4
Coding region: 1-2097 (698 amino acids)
Cellular component (GO): nucleus
Source: RefSeq, a predicted model, not a curated record
AUGGCCCCCGCAACGCCCCUCAGACGCUCCGCGCGGCAAAAACACCAGACCAGACUCGCCUUCACGCCCGUUCCUUCGUCGUCGCCCGCCGCGAUAGCCCACCUAUCACCCAAUGUACGAACGCGCGCCGCCGCCGUAACCCUCAGCGGUUCGCCGAAUCUGGCCAAGAGGCGCAAAGUCGCAUUCUCAGCCCAUGCGGAGGAAGACGGUUCAGAAGAUGAGGUGGACCACACACGAGAUGCGCGCCAUGGUGAUGAACUUGCGAAGGGUCUGCCGACGCCUGAGCGCUCCUCACAGGUUAAGAGUUUGGGAAGGCGACAUCAGCCGACUGUGGAGUCUGGCAGCGAGAGCGAGGAGGCGCGUGAGGGCGAGCAGGAGGGAGAGUCAGUUAAGAAGACGUCGAGACCGUCGGUCAAGCGCAGAAUCACCCGGCAAAGCAAGAUUAACUUCGACCAACGUCAGAGUGAGGAAGUAGCAGAACACAGACGUGCAGUUCGGUCGAUAAACGAAGCAGCCCCGGUACAGGCGAAGACCCGUCUGCGAUCAGGACCAUUCCGAAGCACUCAGCAGACGAUUGAACUGUCCAGCGAUAGCGAUACAUCCUUCUCGGACGUUGACCUACCACGCGCGGGCAAAGAAGCAAAACGCGAUAGUGUUGGUGAAGCCGAGACGAGCGGCGACGAUGUCAUAAUAUCCUCGCCGGCGAAGAAGCCUAAGCGCGCGGCUGUACGGAAGGAGAGCUGGGUAAUUUCAGACGACAGCGAUGCUGAAGCACAAGCCACACCGAAAAGAACAAAACGUCAAGCUGCAAAGGAGAGAUCAUCCGAUGAGGACGACGACGACUUGCCCGCAACACAGCGCAAGCGCAAACAGCCGCCAGUAACCCCACGGCGGAGAAGCAAGCAAGAGGAAGAGGAUCUUGAAGAGGACCUGGAGUUUCUCGGCCCAUCAGGUGGGCGCUUGAAGAGGAAGCCGGAAAGUAGUCCACGUAAGCCGGUACAAUCUGCGAGACAGAAGGCGCUGGAGGCUUUGAAGCGCCGGCGAGCGGGCGACAAAACAGAACCGAUUCUGGUGGAAUUAGACGAUGACUCAGCCGAAGAGGGCAGACGACGUGGACUUUACGACACCGAUACUGAGUCGGACGACGGAGAAGAUGAGUUGGAGGAAGUCGAGGAUGAGAACGAGAUCAUCGAGACACCGCGGCGAGGCGGACGAAACCGCAACCCCCCUGCUGCCCCCCGAGACGCCGACGCAGGUGACAUGUUCCUCCCCGACGAAGACGACGAGGACUGGAUCGUCGAAGACGACGAAGACGCUCCCCUCGGCGCCCCCGUAGGCCUCCCCCUACAAUUCAGCAACCUAAGCAGGCAGAAGGGCAAAGACCUCUUCAAGUACGUGGUAGAAUGGAUGGUACAGAAGAAGAUCAACCCCGCCUUCGCCAUCGACGACGAGAUCUACGACCUCGCGUUCCGCAAGUUAGACGACGAGGUCCGAGGACUCGCUGGCUCGAAGUUCACGUCCUCAGCAUGGACGCCCGGCUUCACCCAAGCACUCCGAAGUCGUCCUCAUAUCGUGGUUACGGGAGUUCCCGGGGGUACAUCACUGUAUGACCACUGUGCAGCCUGCAACCGCAAAAACCAUCCGGCGACGUGGCAGAUCCAAUUUACGGGAAAGCCGUAUCACAAGGAGACUCUAGAAGAAGUCGCUGACGAUGAAGACUCUGAAGGCGAGACGGACGGCCAGACUUAUGACGCCCUAGGACGUGAAGUCCCAGAUGAAAGCAUCAUCUACAACCUCGGCAAAACUUGCAAGCAGAAUGCCGAGAUCGCCCAUACUCUAGAGCACUGGCGGUACCAUCUCAAUGACUGGGUUGUUACAUACCUGAAAGAGGAAGGGUAUACCGCGCCGAAGAAAAUCGUUGAGCGGGAUGAGUGGAGUACGAAGAAGCGACAGAAGUAUGCGAAUGAGAUCGCGGAUGAGAUGGAGCGGACGGGCGAGAUCAAACGGCUCUAUCGGGAUUAUAGGAAUGAGGUCAAUACUGCGAGGGGUGAUAAGCUGGCGGGGUCUGGCAGACAGUUGGAGUUGGACUUUGACUAG